Messenger RNA from Colias croceus (clouded yellow), 811 nucleotides. Its product is annotated as protein phosphatase inhibitor 2-like. The transcript is spliced from 3 exons. Bases 104 to 577 code for a protein of 157 amino acids. The record is from RefSeq and is a predicted model, not a curated record. Gene Ontology annotation, biological process: regulation of signal transduction. Gene Ontology annotation, molecular function: protein phosphatase inhibitor activity. Lineage: Eukaryota; Metazoa; Arthropoda; Insecta; Lepidoptera; Pieridae.
UCUUUUGUGACUCGGGAGUUAUCAGUCGAGCUUAAAUUUUGAGAAAAAUAGUUUAGCCGAAUUUUUGUGCCAAGUGAAAUAAAAUGCAAUUUUAAAAAACAAAAUGUCACAAAAUUUACAGAAGAAACCUUCAAAAGGUAUAUUAAAAACCUCGCGUAGCGUCGAUGGGCAGGAUGGGGUGCCUUCCACGAGUAAGCGAGCGAAAGAGCAACGGUUUGAUGAGAUGAAUAUAAUGGAGACGUUUCAUCCCCCGAAUAAGGAUUAUGGGCAUAUGAAAGUGGACGAGCCAAAAACACCAUAUUCGGAAGCAGUGGAUAGCGAUAUGGAACCCAAUGAUGAGUUAGAUGCGAAUAUUUUGGCGGCGAAAUUGGCCGCUAGUAUGAACAAGCCGCCCAAAUGUGUGGAACUGAGCGAGAGCGACGAAGACGAGCCGGAAGAGGAUAAAGAGCGGAGGUUAGAAUUUGAAAAGAAAAGGAAAAUGCAUUACAAUGAGUUCCAGGCCUUGCAGCUGGCGAGACAGUUGAUGGCGCAAGAGGAAGAAGAGGACGAAGAAAAGGACCAAGCGACCAGCACUUGACUGCGUACACUCCCACUGACACCAUUAUAUGCCAAGUGUUGUCAAUGGAUAAGUGGAGCGGGUUCGAGCAGACAAUAUAAAAGUGAAUUGUUUGUAACGCCAUAGGCAUGUGUUCCUGAUUUGGCUGUAAAAAGUUCAAUGUGUGUCCCCAAGUGGUUAUAGGGAUUUGUGAAGGUCACCAACAACAUUCUUGUUUAAAUAAAAAAAAACUUUAAUAUUGUUAUAACUAUAUAA